AUGGAUACCGAUAGUGAUGAGACGGAUUCUGAUAGUGAAGAACAAAAUGGGUUGGAAGAAGAGAAUAAUUGGCUUUUAUUGUGUGGUUUAGCCAUUGAAGGGAUAAUAAUUAGUGCAAAAUUGAGUAAUCCACGUAUGCUUUGUCACACAUCUUCUCGUACAGGCCAUGUAUUUAUUCAAGAAAUACUUAAUGGUCAUCCGAGACGUUGUUAUGAAGUUUUUAGGCUUCACGUACAGGUAUUCAAAUCGUUAUGUUCGAAUCUUUCAAAGCAUUACGGGUUGAAACAAACACGUAAUAUUUCCGUUUACGAGUCAGUUGGGAUUUUUUUGAUGACUUUAGCACAUGGAGUUGGAAAUCGAUUGGUCCAAGAAACAUUUAAUCAUUCUGGUGAAACUAUUCAUAGGCAUUUUCAUCUUGUUUUGAACUCGGUACUUAAAUUAAGUGGAGACAUUAUAAAGCCUAGUCCAAAUUACAAUGAAGAAGUACCCUCACAAAUCUUAAAUUCGAGCCGUUAUUACCCGAUGUUCAAGGAUUGCAUUGGAGCCAUUGAUGGGACUCAUGUGAUGGCAUCUGUUCGGGAACAUGAGCAACCAAAAUAUAUUGGUAGAAAAGGUUAUGUGACACAAAACAUAAUGGCGGCAUGCGAUUUUAACAUGUGUUUUACAUUUGCGUGGGCUGGAUGGGAAGGGACAGCACAUGAUACUAGAAUAUUCAAUGAAGCAUUGCGAAGGCCCGAAGUUAAUUUUCCACGUCCAACGGGUGAUAAAUAUUACGUUGUUGAUGCCGGGUAUCCAAAUACUAGAGGUUAUCUUGCUCCAUAUAAAGGAACCAAUAUUCGGUAUCAUAUACCAGAUUUUUGUCGUGGAAAAACUGCUGCUAGUCGUGCUCCUAGAGGAGCUAAAGAGAUAUUUAACCAUCGGCAUUCAUCAUUGAGAAAUGUCAUUGAACGAACUUUUGGAGUAUGGAAGGCUAGAUGGGAAAUAUUACAAAAUAUGCAUGUCAAUUACACUUACGAGACACAAGUGAAUAUCGUGCUUGCAUCCAUGGCGAUUCAUAAUUAUAUUAGAAAGAAAGAUGCAUGUGAUGAAGGAUUUAUUAGGGCGCAACGAGAAUCUUACACUCCAAAUAACGGUAUUCAUGGUCGAGGAUCUAGUAGCAUUAGCGAAAUAGAUGAAGACACAAGUGCACAACGUAGACAUGAUGAUUUAUAUAUGAGUGCAAUUAGAGAUAUAAUUGCAGGAGAACUAAUCCAAUCAAGAAGAAUGUCUUUAUUGAAUAUUGAUGUAUGUUAA
This is a messenger RNA of Erigeron canadensis, 1293 nucleotides long. Its product is annotated as protein ALP1-like. The transcript has 3 exons. The coding region runs from base 1 to 1293 and encodes 430 amino acids. The record is from RefSeq and is a predicted model, not a curated record. NCBI's taxonomy places the organism in Eukaryota, Viridiplantae, Streptophyta, Magnoliopsida, Asterales, Asteraceae.